AUGUUAACAAAACCCUUAUUAUCUCCUGGAUUCUACAAUAUAUUAAAUAAAUUUAAUGGAAAUUUAUAUAAAAAAUCGUUUUCUACCUUGAUUUUUACGAGUAAAUUAUCGCAACUUAAACCUUUCGAUCACCAAUCCAGUUCUCUACACAUUGGUUCAAAUUAUCAAAAUGUUUUAAUUUCAUCAGAUUUUAAUUUUAAUUUGAUAAGGUGCUGUGAUUUUCAACUGAAUUAUAAAAGCUUUUUUUCUACUAGAUCAAAUGUGACUACCAGACCAUUAUGGGACCUACACAGCGGAAUAAUUACAGAGUUGAUUGAGAGGUCGGAUUUUGUAGCUCUGGACGUAGAAUACACGGGGCUACAUGUGAAGGAUGAACGUUUUAUAGGAGUUGAUAAGUGCUAUGAGUCACACUCUUUGGGAGCAAAAAAGUUUAUUCCCUGCCAAAUAGGACUAACGAUGGCGAAAUACGAGAAUGAUCUUUGGAAACUGACCACAACAUCACUGUUUACGAUCCCAUCAGAAGGGAAGAGCUUUUCAGUUAACAUGUCUACGCUUAACUUUCUAAAGGAUAACAAUUUCGACUUUAAUAGUUGGAUAAGAGAUGGAAUAACCCAUCUGACACCAAAAGAAGAGGAGGAAAGGAAAUCGCUAAUAGUAUCGAAACUUCAUCAGAUACAGUUGAAUUUAAAGAAUUUGUCCGAUUCAAACGUUGAAAGCACCAGAAACACUAGUAAUGUGAAUACAGAAUACGAUGUUAGUAGUAUAAAGGAUUUAGAAGAUAGAAGAGUAGUGGAGCAAAUGAUAGAAAGGAUAAAUGAGUGGAUACUAGUGGAAGGCGAUGAGGGGAGAGCGCCGUUGGAAUUUGAAGUUGAAAGUGCCUUUUUAAGACUUCUAAUGCACUCUGUUAUCUCAAUCAAGUACCCAAAUUUGUAUAGUAACUCAUCUCAGAGGAACGGAGUUAGGUAUGUAAUGGUUUACAAGACUCAGAUGGAACUAUUAGAGGAGGAGCGGAAACUAUUGGAGGAAGAACUAGAGGCCAUAAAUAAGCAAGUAGGACUCAGAACACUAUUUGACAAGAUUUCCAAAAACAAUAAAAUACUUGUGGGCCACAAUUGCUUCUACGACAUUUUACACAUUUAUCAAACUUUCUACGGCGAUUUGCCUGAAAACGUAGAGGACUUCAAGAAGAAGUGGGUCCAAGUGUUUCCAACCAUUUUCGACACCAAAUAUAUAUCAGAAUAUUACCAACAGUUCACACCUCACACAACUCUAAAAUCUCUAUACAAUUCAUUCUUACCUAAUCAAAAUGUGUUAAACAGGUUUGAAAUAAGUUCCUUGGGCACUCGCGGAAUUGUUUGUGGAUACGGAAAUGUACUAAAUGAGGCCGAGAAAGAACAUGAAGCUGGAUAUGAUAGUUUAAUGACUGCAAUAGUAUUCAUACAUCAACUUGAGACUGUGAUUAAGAAUAAAAAUAGUUCAUUAAACAACUUAAUUAAGGCAUACCUGGACACAUCUAACACGGCAAACAGUAUGGGAAAGGUGAUAAUGAAUAUAUUUGGGGAAGUAGUGAAUUCAGUAAGAUUAGUGAAGUGUCAACCUUCUGUAAUAAAUAUGAAUAAUGAAGAGGACAUGUCAAAGCACUUUUAUAUGUUCGGGUUUCCAAACGUGUGGAAAAAGUGGGAAAUCAUGAAAAUAUGGUCUCCGCUCUGGGUUUCAAUCUCAUGGAUCGAUGAAACCUCUUGCUGGAUAAUCGCCAAAAAUUCAGAGGACGUAAAGAACAUCAAUUUAAUCUACAAAAUGAUGAAGAAUCCACAGUUCAAACUCUAUAAUUAUGGACAAUAUUUGGAAAAAAUCAGUCAAUCAACAAUUUAA
Messenger RNA from Theileria annulata, 1872 nucleotides. RefSeq lists its product as uncharacterized. Gene Ontology annotation, biological process: mRNA catabolic process. Gene Ontology annotation, molecular function: metal ion binding; RNA binding; poly(A)-specific ribonuclease activity. NCBI's taxonomy places the organism in Eukaryota, Apicomplexa, Aconoidasida, Piroplasmida, Theileriidae. Gene Ontology annotation, cellular component: cytoplasm; nucleus. The coding region runs from base 1 to 1872 and encodes 623 amino acids. The record is from RefSeq and is a predicted model, not a curated record. The transcript has a single exon.